Messenger RNA from Naegleria gruberi, 3408 nucleotides. RefSeq lists its product as uncharacterized. Gene Ontology annotation, biological process: signal transduction. The transcript is spliced from 3 exons. The coding region runs from base 1 to 3375 and encodes 1124 amino acids. NCBI's taxonomy places the organism in Eukaryota, Heterolobosea, Eutetramitea, Acrasida, Naegleriidae. The record is from RefSeq and is a predicted model, not a curated record. Gene Ontology annotation, cellular component: membrane.
AUGGCAAGACUUGUUAUCACACAAAGUUUUCAAGAUUUUGUGACUGUCAAUUUACCAUUCACAGUUCCUCAAUGUAGUCCUCAAUUACCUGCCUACCCAACAAGAAAUCCAAUUCCUUCAUCUGUCAAAUCAUUAAAGAUGUGUUAUGAAGAUGUGACAGAAUUAGAAAAGGUUUAUUUUGACUUGUAUCGAAUGAUUGGUAAAGGAAUUAUCGAUCAAUUGAAUACCAAUUACAAAACAACAUUGGAAGCUCAAUAUGUACUUGUCAACACAAGUCAAGGAUUUUUCGAUUCCAUGACAAAUGCCUUAAAUAGUGGAACAUGUGACGUUGUGGUUUCUAAUGCUAUCAUUACUGAAGAAAGAACAAAACUUGUUACAUUUGCUUCAUGUCCAUAUGGUUUCACUUUUGAUGGUUUCCUUCGUGGUGAGCUAGACAUGGAUAAAUAUGUCAAUGCCACUUCCAUUUCACAACUCAAUCAACCAUUUUACAAAAUUGGAUAUUAUGCAGGAACUUUAUAUGAAGGUGUAGCUAACCAAUCAUUCCCACUCGCUCAAAAGUUUCCUUUAGGAUAUGAUGAACAAUUCGAAAUGAUUCUCUCAAAGAAAAUUCAUGCAACUAUUGGUUAUGCCUAUGAUUUGAGUGCUUGGCAGAGAAAUAAUGUGAAAAAUUGUCCUUCUUGUUAUGUGAGAACUUUUGGUAAUGGAAGAAGUUUUGGAGCUUUUGUGGCACGUACCAGUAGAUCGAGUGAAAGUUAUCAAGUUUCGUAUAGUACUUGGUUGAGUUUCGUAUUGAUUAUUUUUGCAUUAUUUAUUGGAAUAUGGCAUGUUACCAACAAACAUAACGGAAACUUUGACACAAGAGAAACCUUUCGAUCACAAAAAAAAUUAAAGUCAUCCAAUACCUGCCACCUGCCAAUCAAAAAAAUGAGCAAGGAAAUGGAUACCUUCAGCAAUAUCCUUCCAACAGACAACAAUAACAACAACACAACAACUACAACAACAGGAGGUGUUCUUCCUGUGACGUCAAGUGUCAAUAGUUCAAAUUCGCUGUCAGCACAUCAACAAUACAAAAAUUCACCCAUGGCAACAUCACCUUCUGAAAAUCAAGCCAUUAUUAUCGGCUCUGUAGGAAGCCAAUCCUCUACCGAUCAAUCAAUGGGUAUUUCAUCAAAUGACAAGAGACAGUCCACAUCAUCUUCUUUAGUAAAUAGUGGACUCGUACUUGUCGAUCCUUUAAAAGCAGAAGUUCAACGAAUUGUGGAGAAGAAUAAGGAUAAAAAUUUGUUUGGAAAUGGAGAAAGAAAAGGUCCAAAUAAGGAACAAGUUUGGAGUUGUUUAAAGAGUUUGAGAAUUACAACACUUGUAGUUUUAACAUUCAUGUUUACAAUUAUGAUUUUGGCAUUUGUUGUGAUUAUUGGAACUCUUUUACCUGUGAAUUUUGGUCAAUUGGAGAAGAAUGAUAGUUCGAAUGCUUCUAGGAGAAUGAUGAAAGUUUUAUAUGAUGAUUUGAAUAUUAAUUUAGUUAAUUUAUUGCCAUUUUCUGCUUGGACAGUUCCGUAUGAUAUUUUCAAGAGAUAUGCCAAUAAUUUGGCAACUGUCAAUGAAGUUAGUGAUUAUAUGGAUUCAAACUUUCCAAAGGCAAUCAUGACAUCAUCUAAAGUUAAUUGGGUUGUUUAUUAUUUCAAGAAUGGAACAGUUGCUGUUCCAAGAUCAAUUGAUUUCUCAACUGGAAUUAUUUCUACAAGUAUUUCAUCACUUCCAACGUUUUUACAAUACCUCCCAUCAAGUCAUCCAUUGAUGAAAAACAUGGACUCUCCAAAUACUAGAAAUGGUGGAUUUUAUAAUUACAAUUCACAACUUGUUAUGCUUUCUGCAUCUCCAUUGUCUGUGAGUGAUUAUACAGAUCAAUCAGAUACUUCAGGAGUUUUGGUUUUUGGUAGAAUUAUGAGCUCGAAAUUUAUUAAUGCAUUGGCAAAUAGUGCUCAGUUGUGUUGCUCAUUCCAUUUACUUUCGGAUACAAGUGAUGCAGUUGUUUCAAGUUAUUCUAAACAAGUGAGCUCAGUGAAUGGAACUUAUGUUUAUCAAACUUCUGCUGAUUGGGACAAUUUGGAUGUUUUUGCCUAUGAAGUUCUCUCUUCUGAUUCUCUUUCAAAGAGACAAUGCUGGAAAACUAAUGGAACUAUGUUGAGUGAACAAAGAUUUGCCUCUCUAGAAUUAGUGAAUGAUAUUUAUGGUAACAAGUUGAUGAUUGUAAGAACUGAUAUUGCAAGAGAUGUUUACUUGUUGGGAAUUCAAUCGGUCUUGUUGGCCAUUGGUUUAUUGCUUGUUGUUUGUGCCAUUGCUUCCAUGAUUGUCAUCUUUUUCAUUGAGAGAAGAGUCUUGUCACGUCUCACAACACUCACCACUCAAAUUCAACGUAUUACAGCAUCCAAUGACAGCAAACAAAGAGUUUCAGUUUCAGAUUCAACAACAGGUACUGAUGAGCUAGGAACUGUCUCCAAGAAUAUUAAUUACAUGUUGGAUAGUUUGGAUGUUCUCUUGGAGCAACAAAUUCAAGAGCAGGAAUUAUUGAAAAAGCUUUUAGAAAGAAUUUCAGUUGCUGAAGAAAGAACAACCUCCAUUAUGAAUAGUAUUAAGGAUAUUGUCUUGACAGUUACACCUGAUGGUUUUAUUUCACAUGCAAACACUGCAUUCUAUGAAAGAUUUGGUUAUAGUGCUGUGGAUGUUGAAGGAAUUACCAAGAUGCCUCUCGAUAAAAUCUUCCCUCAAUUGAAAGAGGCUGCCAAAGCAGGUGAGGGCUUGAGUCAAGUUAUUUCCAGUUAUGAUGAUCUCAUGUCACAUCCAUUCACUGGUGUCACAAAGAAGAGAAAGAAUAUUGAUUUUGAUGCCUAUAUCACCAAAUCUAAAAUGUCAUCUGGAGAUCAACAUAUGUUUGUCUUUGUUGGUAGAAUUUCAUCACAAAUGUUGGGCUCUUCAAUUUCUAAAUCCAGUUCACUCUUCUCAAUGGACAAUGAAUUUGACAGAUUACUCUUAAACUCUGAAGAAAAGGAAAGAUUUAAACAAUUCUGUAAAUCUGAAAAAUCUGAGGAAAAUAUGUUAUUCUUGGAUGCAGUAUUGGAAUACAAGACAUUUAAACAUACUCAUGAGAGAAUGAUCAAACAAGAGAGUAUCAUUCAGACCUUCUUAAUGGAGGAAAAAUCAUCCUUUCCAAUCAAUCUUGCUGGCCAUGUUGUAAAGAAGGAAAUGGGUGUUAUUGUUAAAGGUGUAGGACAACUUGAUUUGUUCGAUAAGCUGUUCAAUGCUGUCAAGUCAAACCUUGCCCUGGAUACAUUCUCUAGAUAUAAGAUUCAACAACAUAAUCUUCAAUACUUGUAAACAAUUAAUGUGUGAAUAUAAAUUUAUCAUUUC